GCACUGUGACAUUACCUCACGAUCGAUCUAAUCUGAAAACAACAACACGCGUCGUUCAUGAAUUUAUCUAUCUCCAAUGGUAGUUUUGAACUUCGCGAUCUUUACCAGAGCCUGUCUAACUCAUUCAUCCGCAAGAGCCUCUGUAGUAGACGGCUGGCUGUCAGAUUCGAUUGGAAUUACGGUCAUUCGUUCGAGAUCCCGCCAGUCAGAUUGCAUUGAGAACUUGCAUAAUUCAAACCCGACAUCACAGGCCUUUCUGAAUCAAAAUCAGCGGAAAAGAUCUGCUAGCUGCUCGAUAACUCUCUUCUCAAAAUGCUCGUCCCCAAAUGCCUCCCGUGUCAUAAUCAUUCCCGUACCGAAUAUUCGUCGGAGCUCGCGGCGGCGGCCUGACCCGACGGCACCGUCGUCGUCGCCAUCGUCGUCGCCGGUGGAUCUGGGACUGUAGUUGGCUCGAAAACGAAAGUCGGUAUCGGCGAAAAUCCCCGGCUGAUUUUGAUCGCGACGAUGUUCCAAUUGGAGGGUACUAGCGGAUCCGGAGACUGCGAAUGCAGA
This is a messenger RNA of Dissoconium aciculare CBS 342.82, 552 nucleotides long. RefSeq lists its product as uncharacterized. The record is from RefSeq and is a predicted model, not a curated record. NCBI's taxonomy places the organism in Eukaryota, Fungi, Ascomycota, Dothideomycetes, Mycosphaerellales, Dissoconiaceae. Bases 77 to 445 code for a protein of 122 amino acids. The transcript has a single exon.